AGUAAUAUAUUUCCUAUUAAGAAAUCCGUGUUGGUUAAGGAUUCCGCAAGAUUAAUUUUCCCGAACCAAACAAAAACCAAAACCAAAACCAAACAGAAGUGGGAAAGGAAACAACAAAUUUAGGAAAGUCCUAAUUUGAUUCCCAUUUGGAUUACCAGCUUAAGUCCUAUAUAUAUCACAACCAAAGGCAGGAGCGGCACUCAUCAACAAAGAGCUACGCACACCAUCACCAACACUAAUAAUUCGCUCUCCUGCUAAGAAAUAAUUAUAAUAUCUAAAACGUCAAAAGAAUUUGUAGAAGAAAGAGGUAAGUAACUCGAAGGAAGAUGACUUCUUGUGGCAAAGCAGAAAACACAAGUCUAUGUGCAAGGGGUUGCGGUUUCUAUGGAACACCAAGUAAUCACAACCUUUGUUCCCAAUGCUACAAAGCUUUUCUGAAAGAAGAACAAGCCAAGAAUGUGAUAGCCUUAUCCGAGAAGAUAUCGUCUCUUACUGUUGAUGAUUCUGAUUCUGCUACAGCUGAGAACGUUGGUUUGACGAUGAAGAGGCAAAGAUGCAUGAUUUGCAAGAAAAAAUUGGGAUUAAUAAGUUUCAAUUGUCGGUGUGGAGGAAUGUUUUGUGGAGUUCAUAGGUAUCCAGAGGAACAUACAUGCAAUUUUGAUUUUAAGUCUAGAGGCCGUGUGAUUUUGGCUAAGGAAAAUCCUCUCUGCAAAGCUGAUAAACUUGAGACUAGGAUCUAAGACCAAUAUCGUUAUUGCUCUUGUUAAUUGUUGCUUAUGUAACAUUUAGUUUGGAUGUCCUUUCAUAUUGUAUCCUUCUCUUUGUGGAA
This is a messenger RNA of Nicotiana tabacum (common tobacco), 829 nucleotides long. Its product is annotated as putative zinc finger A20 and AN1 domain-containing stress-associated protein 8. The record is from RefSeq and is a predicted model, not a curated record. Gene Ontology annotation, molecular function: zinc ion binding; DNA binding. NCBI's taxonomy places the organism in Eukaryota, Viridiplantae, Streptophyta, Magnoliopsida, Solanales, Solanaceae.